AUGGCCACCUCCACACAACUAUUCUUCUUCCUUCCAGCAAUAUCUUUCCUACCACUUAUAGCUUCAAGCUCAUAUCCCUACAGUAUUCCCCAAACUACUAAGAACCUCGUCCUCAACACCAUAGACUCUUGCUGGAGAGCCAACUCAAACUGGGCAUCGUAUCGCCAAGCCCUAGCUGAUUGUGCUGUUGGGUUUGGCAAAGAUGCCAUUGGAGGUAAGUAUGGAGCUAUAUAUAAGGUCACUGAUGCCUCCGAUGACCCUGUGAACCCUAAACCAGGGACACUUCGUUAUGGUGUGGUCCAAACACGGCCUCUUUGGAUAAUAUUCGCCAAGGACAUGGUUAUUAGACUCAAGAAUGAGCUUAUAGUGAAUAGCUAUAAGACCAUUGAUGGUAGAGGAGCCAACGUGGAGAUUGCUUAUGGACCUUGCAUUACGAUUCAAGGUGUUAAUCACGUCAUUAUACAUGGGAUUAGCAUCCACGAUUGUAAACCAGGAAAAUCUGGUAUGGUAAGAAGCAGUAGUGAUCAUGUAGGACAUCGUCUAGGUUCAGAUGGAGACGCCAUUAGCAUAUUUGGUUCCUCAAAUGUUUGGGUUGACCAUUGCUUCCUUGCUCGUAGUGCCGACGGUCUCAUUGAUAUAAUUCACUCCUCAACUUCCAUCACCAUUUCUAACAAUUACUUCACCCAGCACGAUAAAGUGAUGCUGUUAGGACACAGCGACCAAUACAAAGAAGAUAAGAUAAUGAAAGUGACAAUAGCUUUCAACCAUUUUGCCAGCGGCCUAUAUGAAAGAAUGCCAAGGGUAAGAUUUGGGUACGCCCAUGUGGUCAACAACAGAUAUGAUGGCUGGAAGAUGUAUGCCAUCGGUGGCAGUGCUGAACCAACCAUUCUGAGUGAAGGGAACUACUAUAUAGCUCCAAGUAACCCCAGUGGGAAACAGGUUACCAAGAGAAUAGCGAAGAAAGACUGGAAGAAUUGGAAAUGGAGGACUUAUAAGGAUGCAUUUGUGAACGGAGCCUAUUUUGUUCCAUCUGGGUAUGGAACUUGUGCCCCUUACUAUUCAAGUGCUCAAGCUUUUGUUGCUGCUUCAGCGUCCUUGGUGCCUGCAUUAACCAUUCAUGCUGGUCCCCUGAGUUGUAUUGUUGGGAAAGUUUGUUGA
Neltuma alba is the source of this 1158-nucleotide messenger RNA. RefSeq names its product putative pectate lyase 2. Lineage: Eukaryota; Viridiplantae; Streptophyta; Magnoliopsida; Fabales; Fabaceae. Bases 1 to 1158 code for a protein of 385 amino acids. The record is from RefSeq and is a predicted model, not a curated record. The transcript has 5 exons. Gene Ontology annotation, molecular function: pectate lyase activity.